AUGGCUGCAGCUCAUGAGAAGUGUAUUACAUUCCUCUUCUUUCCCCCCCGCCAGCAGACAGCGUCGCCAGAGUCCCUGGGUCUUCUCUCCUCACCAACAGCGCCUAGAGCUGCUUAUGAGGCUUCUGACCAUAAGCCUCACCUCACCACUCUGACCUCGUCAGACAUCAUCACCAGAACAUCAUCACCAGAGUCUCUGGGUGUUCUCUCCUCACCAGCGGCUAGAGCUGCCCUCAUCGCGUCUCUCACAUCCGCCUCCUCCGCUUCUUCCUCCACCUCCUCCUCCUCAUCGCCCUCAUCCUUCUCCUCUCUCUUCUCCACUUCACUCCAGUCUCACCCCUCCGCUUCCGCCUCCAAGUCUCCCCAAUUCCUCUCGUGGUCCUCGCUUCGCAAGCAUGCGAGUCAGUUGCUGUCUCUGGAUGCUUCCACGCAACAAGCUCAGCAGCAGCAGCAGCAAACCACAGAGCCCUCCGGGACUCCGCCAUCAAAGCGCCCACCCCCACCACCAGCACUGCAGUCUGCCUCACAUGGUGCUGCUCUCUUUGCUCCCUCCCUCCCUCCUCCCUCCCUCAGCAGCAACAAGCCUCCGAGCCAUCUACAACCCAAGCACCCAACCCCACCACCCGCACUGCAGCCUGUCUCACUCACAUUGUGUUGCUCCCCUUUCUCCAUCCCCCCCUCCCUCCCCCACUCAGCAGCAACAAGCCUCAGAGCCUUCCCCCACCACCUGCAAAGCAGUCUGUCUCACAUUGUGUUGCUCUCCUUGCUCCCUCCCUCCUGCCCUCCCUCCUCCCUCACUCAGCAGCAACAAGCCUCCGAGCCAUCUACAAUCCAAGCGGCCAACCCCACCACCCGCACUGCCGUUUGCCUCACUGGUUCGGCGCGUGACUUCGAGCUCACCGGGCCUAGCAUCGUCGCUCGGCUGCUGCCGAGCCUGCAUCCGUACCACCCGGUCCUGUUCCUCGUAGCUCCUCUGGACGAGCAUAGCCACAAGCUAUGGGCGCUGCAAUGGGGGCUGGGAAAGGGGAGAGAUGGGGGAUCUGGGGAAUUUGGGGGACAGGGCGGAUCGGGAGAACAGGGAGAGGGACUAGCGGGAGGGUUAGGGCGGAACCUAAAAGAGGGGGUCGAUGCGGAGAGUGCGUGGGAAGGGGAGGUGGAGUUGGGUGCGGUGGAGAUGGGUGGGAGUGUGUGGGUGGACGGUGAGGAGGUGGUGGGAGACAGCAAGCUCUACAACAACACAACAGCUCGAAGCAUGCAGCCUCAACUGCAGUACUUACAACUUCUCUCCUCCUGCCUCUCCCUGAUCGACAACUACCAGCACCACCACCCCUCCUCGCCUCCUUUCCACCGUCUCAUACACUCGCGCCUCGACUCCUACUGGUCCGCCCCUCCUUCCCUCUCCUCCGCCUUCCCCCCUUCGCUUCCUAACACCACCGCAAACUCUCUACCUGCUGGUGCUGCUGGUGCUGCUGGUGCUGGCGCUGGUGAUGCCACUGCUGCAAGCGAGGGGGCAGCGGAGCGAGGGGAGUCUGCAGUGGUAGCAAAGGGAGCGAAAGAGGAAACAAACUCGACAAAAAAUACAAGUGUAGAUGCAGAGAGUCAGCAGCAGGAGCAGGAGGAGGAGGAGUGGGUAGUGCCGUUUGGUUCGGACUACAGUGGAAUCAACGACGCCUUUGGAAUGGGUUCUCUGGAAGCUGCCCGGAAGGUUCUCUCGCGGCUUUCCUCCAUUCAAGAACUCGUGAAAGCAGGCCUCAGCAACCUCUCCCCAGAGGCAACCCUCAAGGCCCAUACAGAAUCCACAGGCGUCCACGUGGCGCGAGCUGAUUGGCCGCUGUGCAUCGUGAGCCACCAGACGUACAAGCACGGGCGGCAGGGGGAGGUGCUGGUGGCCUCGUUACAGUCACGCGCCAAUCUGAAUGGAGCGAAGGGCUGGCCUUGCACGCCCAAAUACACGGGCCUGGAGGCCCUUUCACACAUCGCUUGGGCGCCUGCUUCAAACCGGAUCCUCUCCCCCUCAGCCCAUCCUCUCAACAUGGGCACUGAAAGCAUACAGCUAUGCGACACCUCCCACCCCUGGGAGCUCGCCUGGACCGACAACUAUGACGCCGCUGCUGGCUCGCGAUUGGCCGGGAUGCGACGGGCUAUUUCGUCCACCAAUCUGAAGCAAUGCGUGCAGCUGAUGGGACAGCUCCAGCGCCAAGCAGCCAACUGGAGCGCCCCUCCCGCUGCUGCCAUCUGUGUGCGAUCACUACUCGGCAAGGUAUCCCUAGUGGGCUGCUACGGAAUGUCCUUUCCCACGGCCCUCGCUGUUAUCACUCCUAACAGCGUGGUGUAUUCCACCUCCCCCAGGACACCCCUCCCUUGGACUGCAGGGUGGUGGGAGUCACACCUCCCCUCGCUCCUUCCGGGCCUCUCAGUGCAUGCGCUGCCCUCCUCUCCCACUGCUGCUCCUGCUCACGUCAUUAAGGUGUGUGCUGCUGCUGACGAGUGUUUCAAAACCCCCCGCCCCCUCCUCCCCUCACUCCGCUCUUUCUUGCCUCCUCUUUCAACCAUUUUCUUUCUCUGA
Molecule: messenger RNA, 2565 nt
Organism: Closterium sp. Naga37s-1
Lineage: Eukaryota; Viridiplantae; Streptophyta; Zygnematophyceae; Desmidiales; Closteriaceae
Source: the annotation of a GenBank genome assembly